This is a messenger RNA of Glycine soja, 2445 nucleotides long. Its product is annotated as acyltransferase-like protein At3g26840, chloroplastic. Bases 153 to 2231 code for a protein of 692 amino acids. The record is from RefSeq and is a predicted model, not a curated record. The transcript has 14 exons. Lineage: Eukaryota; Viridiplantae; Streptophyta; Magnoliopsida; Fabales; Fabaceae. Gene Ontology annotation, cellular component: membrane.
UUUCACUUCCAGUUCCAGAUUCAGAUUUUCAUUUUUGUCAAUCAUUGAGUCCUCAUUCAAACAUUUCCGCAAACUAUAAUCAUUUCCGAUUCGCCUUUUUUUUUUCCUAGUAACUUCCUCAAACGCUACUCACGUUCGAAUCUCCCGCCGCCAUGGCGGCCGCCGGAGCAUGUCUCUUCUCCGCCGCGCUCUUCCGCCGUGAGCCGCCGUCUCCUGCCGGGAAACCGAGCUCCCACCGGAUCUCGAGUACGACUCCGCGACUCGCCGUGUCGGUGGACCGAGUUCCGGCAUCGACGGCAGCGGUGGAGAGCGGAGAAGGAAACGGUGCGGUGGUGAGAGAGAAGCGUAUGGAAGAGAAGGAGGAGAAGGAGAAUCGACGCAUGAACGGUUGGAAGGAGUAUUUGGAGCAAUCGAAGGAGCUGAUAGAACCGGACGGUGGACCGCCACGUUGGUUUUCGCCGUUGGAGUGCGCUUCCCGAUUGGACUAUUCUCCUCUUCUGCUCUUCUUGCCGGGGAUUGAUGGCGUGGGACUUGGACUUAUUUUACAUCAUCAGAAACUGGGGAGGAUUUUUGAUAUGUGGUGCUUGCAUAUUCCAGUCGCUGAUCGGACACCGUUUACAGAUCUUCUAAAAAUAGUUGAGAGAACAGUUAGGUCAGAACAUCAACGUUCACCAAAUAGACCCAUAUAUCUUGUUGGGGAAUCUUUAGGAGCAUGCCUUGCACUGGCUGUUGCGGCACUUAACCCUGAUAUUGAUCUUGUUCUAAUUUUGGCGAACCCAGCUACAUCAUUCAGGAGGUCAAGCUUGCAACUUCUAACACCAUUAUUGGAAGCGUUGCCCAAUCCACUCUCUCCUGGCCUGCCUAACAUUCUCAGGUCGACAGAAGGUGAAUCUCUGAGGAUGCUGUUGGAUAAUGUGGUCCAAGGACUUCCUCUACAAAAUACAGCUGGAGAGCUAGUGAAGGAUUUUACUACUUUCUCAUUAUCUCUGCCUGUUCUUGCUGAUAUAUUACCAAAAGAAACACUUGUGUGGAAACUAAAGAUGCUUAAGUCUGCUUCGGCUUAUGCCCAUUCACGCCUUUAUGCUAUCAAAGCUCAGACUUUGAUUCUUUGCAGUGGAAAUGAUCAGUUACUACCUAGUCAACAGGAAGGUGAAAGACUACUGAAGUUACUGCCUAAAUCUAAAUGCCAGCUUCGUAAAUUUGAUGACAGUGGACAUUUCCUAUUCCUGGAAGACAGCAUUGACCUGGUAACAAUCAUCAAAGGCACUUCAUACUACCGCCGUGGCAAGUAUCAUGACUAUGCAUCAGAUUUUAUACCUCCAACACUUGAUGAGGCCAAAAACAUAAUAGAAUCAAACAGUUUGUUUAACCUUAUUGCAAGUGCUGUAAUGCUCUCAACUUUGGAGGAUGGGACGCUUGUAAAAGGCCUUGCUGGAAUUCCUUCAGAGGGGCCUGUUUUGUUUGUUGGGUACCACAUGCUACUCGGAUUAGAAAAAAUUCCCCUGGUUUCUCGAAUUUUUUUGGAAAGGAAUAUCCUUCUUCGAGGGGUAGCACAUCCCAUGAUGUUUAUGAGAUCUAAAAAUGGAAGGUUACCAGAUUUAUCUUCUUUUGACAAAUUCAGAGUUAUGGGUGCUGUCCCUGUAGCACCAACUAACCUCUUCAAGCUCUUUUCUUCUAAGUCUCAUGUCCUAUUAUAUCCUGGAGGGAUGCGCGAGGCUCUUCAUAGAAAGGGUGAAGAAUACAAGUUAUUCUGGCCUGAACAAUCUGAGUUUGUAAGGAUGGCAGCAAGAUUUGGAGCUAAAAUUGUACCUUUUGGUGCAGUUGGAGAAGAUGACCUUGGUGAAGUAGUUUUUGAUUAUGAUGACUUGGUGAAGAUUCCUUACUUUAGGUCGGAAAUAGAAAGCCUCACAAAUGAGGCUACGCAGUUGAGGAGUGAUGCUGGUGGUGAGGUGGCAAAUCAGCCAGUGCAUAUGCCGUUGAUUUUGCCUAAAGUUCCUGGUCGGUUCUACUAUUAUUUUGGAAAACCAUUGGAAAUGGAAGGGAGGAAACAAGAACUGAGAGACAGGAAGAAAGCUCAUGAGAUUUAUUUACAAGUGAAAUCUGAGGUUGAGAGAUGUAUUGCUUAUUUAAAGGUGAAAAGAGAAAGCGACCCCUACAGAGGUAUAGGGCCUCGACUAUUAUACCAGGCUACACAUGGUUUUGAGUCAGAAGUUCCAACAUUUGAAAUUUGAUUGUUUUGCACAAAAAAUAAGGCAAUUUUCUAAUUGGUUCUGAGGGUUGUUUUGCAUUCCCUAGGUUAGAGGCAAACUAUGAAUAUUGCCAGUAGUUUCAGGAUUGUUUUCGGGCCGAAAAGGCAUGAUUUCUUAAUAGAAACAUUGUACAAUUUUACCAAGUUUAAAUCAAUAAGAGAUAAAAUACAAAUAAUAGAUUAUUGGGGAAGGAGAA